Molecule: messenger RNA, 753 nt
Organism: Xiphias gladius (swordfish)
Lineage: Eukaryota; Metazoa; Chordata; Actinopteri; Istiophoriformes; Xiphiidae
Product: basic helix-loop-helix transcription factor scleraxis
Exons: 2
Coding region: 1-753 (250 amino acids)
Biological process (GO): regulation of transcription by RNA polymerase II; developmental process
Molecular function (GO): DNA-binding transcription factor activity, RNA polymerase II-specific; protein dimerization activity; RNA polymerase II transcription regulatory region sequence-specific DNA binding
Source: RefSeq, a predicted model, not a curated record
AUGCCGAUCCGCCGGGGGCCGGGCGGCUCAAGCCCCCUCGGUCACCGGAUCAGCGGCAGCUGCUCGGCCCCCCGGUGCUAUUUUCACCCUCAGGAUAAAGUGAUGUGCAGCCGCCGCCCGCCCGCACGGCUCCAGCAGCUCCAGUCAGACCAGAGCAGAGCCAGGAUGAAGGCCACAGGCAGCGAGUGCGCCGCGCAGCCCGACGGCUUCGCCUCCGACCUGGACGACCUGUACAGCAGCAGCGACAGCUCCGACGGAAAGUCCACCGGCGGCUGCAGCCCGCGCCGCGACACGGGGGAGGCGGCGGGGAAGGAGCUAGCGGCCGGCGUCGGUGCCCGUGCCGGUGCCCCGAGGCGGAGGCGAAGACGCAGGCGGAACAGCGGCGACGGAGACGCGCGUCUGUCCGGCGUGAGCAAGCAGCGGCAGGCGGCCAACGCGCGGGAGCGGGACCGGACGCACAGCGUAAACACGGCCUUCACCGCGCUCCGCACGCUCAUUCCCACCGAGCCCGCCGACAGGAAGCUCUCCAAGAUAGAGACGCUGCGCCUGGCCUCCAGCUACAUCUCGCACCUGGCCAACGUGCUGCUGCUGGGCGAGGACUGCCGGGACGGGCAGCCCUGCCUCCGCUACCAGGACAUCCUGCACGGCCCCGCCGCGCUCAGCGCGCCCCCCCUGCGGCCCAUCUGCACUUUCUGCCUCAGCAACCAGAGGAAACUGCUCAGGGACGGGGGGAAGCACUCGGCUGCCGUGUGA